UUAAACGAGGAAGAGAGCAAAGACUAAUCGGAACCAAAAGCGCGCCAAGACCAAAACCCUAAAUUGCGAACGAUGCCAGAGCUGCCGGAGGUAGAGGCGGCGAGGAGAGCGAUAGCGGAUAACUGUGUCGGGAAGAAGAUCAAGCGAGUCCUCAUCGCCGACGACAACAAAGUGAUCGAUGGAAUCUCGCCCUCCGAUUUCCAGAAGUCAGUCCUCGGGAAAACCAUCGUCUGUGCUCGUAGGAAGGGCAAAAACCUCUGGCUCGAGUUGGAUUCUCCGCCCUUCCCUUCUUUCCAAUUCGGUAUGGCUGGUGCUAUCUACAUCAAAGGCGUUGCUGUUACUAAAUAUAAAAGGUCUGCUGUUAAGGAUUCAGAGGAGUGGCCUUCUAAGUACUCUAAGUUCUUUGUUGAGCUUGAUGAUGGUUUAGAGCUUUCAUUUACUGACAAGAGGAGAUUUGCCAAAGUUCGGCUUUUGGAAAAUGUAUUAACUCUUAUCUUGCUUGCUUUCUUUACUAAGCUUGAUCUUGUGGUUGGGAUGUUUGUGCUAUUGCAGCCCGUUUCUGUGCGUCCAAUAUCAGAGCUUGGUCCUGAUGCAUUGUUGGAGCCUAUGACAGUUGAUGAAUUUGCCAAAAGCUUAGCUAAAAAGAAAAUAACCAUCAAACCUCUCCUACUUGAUCAGGGUUUCAUUUCAGGUAUUGGGAACUGGAUUGCCGAUGAAGUUCUGUACCAAGCAAGAAUCCACCCAUUGCAGACUGCUUCUAGCCUCUCCAAAGAGCAAUGUGAAGCCUUGCACACAUCCAUCAAAGAGGUUAUUCUACAUGCGGUUCAAGUCAAUGCUGAUAGCAAAGAGUUUCCUGUUGAAUGGUUAUUUCAUUUUCGGUGGGGGAAAAAACCUGGGAAUGUUAAUGGGAAGAAGAUUGAUUUCAUCACUGCUGGUGGAAGGACAACAGCUUAUGUCCCAGAGCUGCAGAAACUCUCUGGGAAAGAUGCGGAGAAAGCAGCCAAGGCUAAACCGGCUAAAAGGGGUGGUGCAAAAUCAAAAGAAGACGAUGAAGAAGAAGAAUUGGAGAAAGAAGAUGAUAGUGCUAAACCGAAGAAUCAAAAACCUAAAGGUCGUGGUAAGAAGCCUGCACUGAAAAGAAAAACAAAAGAUAGUGAGGAUGAGGACGAUGAUGCUGAUGGUGAAGAAGAUGAAAGUGACGCUGAAGAGGAAGUUGUGAAACCCAGAGGCCGUGGUACGAAGGCUGCGAUUAAGAAGAAACCUGAAGAGAAAGCUGGUAACAAGAAGCCGAAGGGAAGGAGAAGUUAAGAAGCCAUUGACUGACUCGAAGAUGUUUAUUUUUUUUUGUAAGGAUCUUAUAUUACUUGUUGCUUCCAUGUUUGCGACGAUGUACUACUACUACUACUAGUACUAGUUAUAUUAGGUGCACUAAGGCGUUGUCCAUUACCUUGUUCAACUUUGGAAGUUAGAAAAAUGAUCGAAGGGCAGCAACUA
Messenger RNA from Brassica napus (rape), 1494 nucleotides. Its product is annotated as formamidopyrimidine-DNA glycosylase-like. The record is from RefSeq and is a predicted model, not a curated record. Gene Ontology annotation, biological process: base-excision repair. Gene Ontology annotation, cellular component: nucleus. The transcript is spliced from 9 exons. Gene Ontology annotation, molecular function: damaged DNA binding; oxidized purine nucleobase lesion DNA N-glycosylase activity; DNA-(apurinic or apyrimidinic site) endonuclease activity. NCBI's taxonomy places the organism in Eukaryota, Viridiplantae, Streptophyta, Magnoliopsida, Brassicales, Brassicaceae. Bases 73 to 1308 code for a protein of 411 amino acids.